AUGUCGCAAAAUGGGGAAGAGAUUGUCCCUGAUCCUCCUGAGAUGGAUGCAGCCGACUUUAUGCAUACGCCACAGUCUGGGCGUAUGGAGGAGUCAAUGACAGAGAGUGAGCUUGGAAACUCUAUGUACAAGCGAACGGCUGACCAAAUGGAGGGACAUACGCCGUCGUCAACAGGGUCGCGAGACGCGGGUAGCAGUGGUGGUACGCAAAAACAAAAAUCGACGCGUGGCGCGCGCGCUUGCACCAACUGCCACCGGUUGAAGAUGAAGUGUGAAGGUGCUGAAAAUGGCGGACCAUGCCUUCGGUGUGCACGCAGUGGACAUGAAUGCAUAUUCCUGGAAAGCAAUCGUGGCCGAAAGUCGGACAAACGCCGUAAAACGGCUGCUAUGCAGCAAAGUCUGAAAAAGGUCGAACAUAUGCUGGUUUCUUUACUACAGAAUAUGAAUGACACACCUGCAGCCACCAUGUCGCCGAUCGAUGCGACAUUCUCGCAGGCCAAACUGAAACACAGGAGCACGAAACCGGGCGCAGAUACCAACAUUUCCCCCGCCGCAGUUGACAUGCUGGUCGAACGUGUGCGCAAACUUGUGUCCGCAGAAGGACUGGACAAUGCUAAGACGCAUUCCAUCCGCGGCAUUGCCGAGCAGACUGCCAAGUUCAUGCAACAACUUGGUCUGCUAGAUGAGACUACCUGCUCAAACCUGUUUGAUCCUAGUGAUGAACGAUUCCUUAAAAAGUUGCUGCAGACUGCCUUAAAGGGAAAUGCGUCGAUGGACCGUACGAAUCCCUCUACGUCGAGCGACAAGAUGGAUUCGACACGCAUGCCGCAUUUGCCAGACAACACGCUGAACCCCUUGGGCCUUUUUGCAGAGGCCAGUUUGCAAAAUUGGCAACGCAAUAACUCAGAAAACCAACGCAACAAACAAUUCCCACAUUCUUCACGGCAUGACAGCCCAGGGACGCUGCCUGGUGGUGAUACACCCGGAGUGGAAGGGUUGAACCAAGGCGCACUCCCCCAUGGUCAGUCUGGUGCUAGCAAGGACGUGCCGCGGCAGUAUGGUGUUGCAAACGAGUCGUACUUCCACUCGAGCACAAUGACGCCGAUGGCUGCGAUGGAAAACGGUGGUGAUUCGCCACCGGAGCUGCUAACAGAAGGCAUUGUCUCAUCAGAGGAGGCGCUCGAAUUGUUUCGCAUCUUUUUCCAUCACUGCUCGCUGCACAUGUUCCUCCUCGAUCCCGAGUGGCAUACGCCGACGUUUGUGUGCUCUCGCUCGCCGUUUUUGUUUACGUGCGUGUGUGCGGUGGCAUCAAAAUUCUAUACACGUCGGCGGGACUUGUAUGUACAGUGCCAGCGCCGCGCUAUCAAGAGCGCCUUCGAUGUGAUGAGCCGUGGGCAUAAGUCGCCUGAGAUCGUGCAAGGGUUCCUGCUCCUGACGCUGUACAACCAGCCGGUAGAACGGUAUGAGGAGGAUCGGACAUGGCUCUUUGCAGGUGUCGCGAUCCGCAUGGCACAAGACUUGAACCUGCACCGCAAGACAGUGAUGUCGAACGAGGAGAAGGAAGAUGAAAAUAAGAUGCGUGACGUGCUCAAUCGCGAGCGUACGUGGUACAUUUGCUUCUGUGUGGACCGUACGCUAAGUGCACAGAUGGGCAAGCCGUACAGCAUCCGCGAAGACUUUCUGAUUCGGCAUGCAGCGGAAUGGUGUUUGCAGCCGUUCAGUCGACCAUGGGAUUUGGGUAUUUGUGCGCUUGUCGAUUUGCUGCGUGUGCAGACGCGCCAGUUGGACUUUUUGUACUCUUCGACGGUGACGCCGUCUGGUUUGAACGUCGAUUUGGACUACCCAGCGAUCCUCCCUUCGUUCAACGAGCAGCUCAGUGAGACAAUGCAGUUCUGGUACCGAUUGGGCCUCGAUUCUGUGACGCGAACGUGGCGCCCACUUUCGUCGAGCAAUCCUCAGACGGACAUGUCGAAGCCACCGCAUCCAGACAAUAUCGCCUUGACGCCAUCGCAGAGAAACAAGGAGCGAGGGGAGGACAAGGACAAGAAUCCUGAUACUGCAGAUAAGGACAAGAACAUGUCGAAAGCGUUUUUGCCGCUACUGCAGAAUCUCGUGAUGGAUCUGGGCAAUUCGGGUGUGGCGGAUACGCUGCGUGUUUCGACGCUCUUAGCGCUGCAUCAGGCGGGUCCUCCUGGCGAUGACGCAGAUCUGAGCACACGAUCGAUGUACUACAUUGCACGGCAAGCGCCGCUGCGGUACAACUAUGCGAUCUUGGUCCUCAACUCGUUUGGUCUGCAGUAUGCUCUGGAACGACCAAGUGAUGGCAUUUCUGCGGACAAGCCACAGUACUUGGUUCGCUGUGUGCAUGCUGCGAAAGAGAUUAUUGCUACUGUGAAGUACGGCAUGCGGGAAAUUCUGCGGUACGCUCCAGACCCGACCUUUGUCGUGGUUGCCUAUGCAUGUGUCUUCCUCCUGAAACUGAUCCAACCGAUGUUUGCCAAGUACAUCAAUGAGGAGGAGAUUAUUGCGUUGGUGAACAAUACCAUCGAAGUGCUGGAAGAGGCAGCGGUCGACCCAUCGCAUACGCCCGCACUCUACGCGUCGUUCCUUCGCUCAUUGGUCCAGUCGCGGCAUGAGUCCAGCAUGGAUAGCGCUUCGCAUGGCCACGCCGCGGCCGAAGCGGGACCGUCAGGCGCGGGCGCUACGCACGCGGCAUCGAUGGGCGAGCCACACCGGGCAGGGACUGGGCCAGCCAACGACCCAUCGCUUGCGCCCCCACCCCGCUCGCCCACGUCGAUGACCGUGGAUCCCACGCAAGUGAACCCGAUGGUCGCGGAGUUGGCCGCGAGCGAUCCCAUGCAUAUGAACAAUGCCCAUGGCAGCGAGUUGGAGCUGGACCCGUCAGGGGUGCCCACCACGCUGUCCAUGCCUAUGGAUACAUCGACUGUGCCGAUCAGUAUGCCUGCGCCGCAUGAUACCUUCCCCGACAUUCAAGGUUGGGAUGCGAUGCAAUAUGCCAAGGCCCAGGGUGUGGAUGUGAAUCGUGUGCUUGACAACAGCUUCUGGGCGAGUUUACUGCCGCCUGGGUAUGGCAGUGGUGGUCCCAACCCUGUCCCGUCGUUUGACCUCUCGCGUGAGUCGGACUUGUUCCGCCCCUCCUCGGCGUCAGGUGGUCGGGCAGCGUUGACACCUGGCGCGACGCGGGCCUCGUCGCCCACGCUGAUGCUGGGCCAUUUCCCACUGUGA
Molecule: messenger RNA, 3246 nt
Organism: Malassezia pachydermatis
Lineage: Eukaryota; Fungi; Basidiomycota; Malasseziomycetes; Malasseziales; Malasseziaceae
Product: zn -c6 transcription factor
Exons: 1
Coding region: 1-3246 (1081 amino acids)
Biological process (GO): regulation of DNA-templated transcription; DNA-templated transcription
Cellular component (GO): nucleus
Molecular function (GO): transcription cis-regulatory region binding; zinc ion binding; DNA-binding transcription factor activity, RNA polymerase II-specific
Source: RefSeq, a predicted model, not a curated record